GUAUCCGUACAAGUACCUUAGUUGGGUAGGUACAUGACAACAUGUAGCUUCGUCUUGUUAAAGAAAUAAACAAAUUCGUAAACAAAUUCGUAAACAAAACUGCACAUUUGUAUAAAAGAGAUAUCAGUUCUAUAAACGGGUCAGUCUUGUAAAUCAACCCCGUCCGGCGUCAAUUCCCAACACAACUCAGUCUUAGUCUUCAUGAACACAAUGGAUAAGAAACUGUGUGAGCAGACUCGCGAAGCUCUUAAUCACCGGAUACGUCCUCGCGAUGAGGUUACUGCUGUGAGACGGCACCUAGCUCAUGGUUUAGCUCAGAGUUUAGGGACCGAGCAGCUCAGCAGUCCCUUGUCUCUGGUUGACUUAGAAACUACCGUCACACCAUCCGAGGCAUUACAGGGCACUUAUCGAGAGUAUGUCGAGGCAGCUCGCAGAAAUAUUGAAAUACGAUCUAGCUUUACGGCGCUACAAGAGGAGCAUGAUGCCGCGAAUGCUGCUCUCCCUCCUCCACCUGAGGAAGAUCAACAGGCACAGCUCCUCCAACUCCAAAUCGAAGUCAAUGCUUUAGAGCAGGAACAUGAGAGACUAAGCAUAGUCGACAAGUAUCUUGAAGAACUCAAUCAGCAACCCGCAGCAGCUCCAGACUUCUUAGAUCCAGAUGUCAUGGUUAAAAGCUGCACCCCUCUCCCCGAAUUACCCAAGGAACUUAUGGAGGGUUUCACUCAAGACCGGGACGCCCCAAACCGCGAGAUCAAGGCUCUACUCGCGCGGCUCCAGUCGGCGGUCCUACGCAAUAAACUAUUAGCACAACGAGAAAAACAAAACUUCGAAAAACUAAAAGCUAAGAACCCAAUCGACCCCGGACGUCUUCCGCCGGAAGUACAAUUACAGGCACUCAACGCCGUGAAGGAUAGUCUCAUCAACUGGAUCGAGACCAUGCUAAGCAAAGCCGGCGGUGAAGAGGACGAACCAAGUUCCGAGUCGCCAAGCAAGCCGCGGCAUAAAGAUGAAAAAUUCGACCACGAGGCGCAUAUGGCUGAGAUCCAGAGAGAAUACCAACAGCACGUCGACCUCCGCAAGGAAAUCAUGGCUUCUAUGGUUCAAUUAGAGCAGCUGAAUCUUCAGCGGCCACAGAAGCAAAAGCAGCCGCAACAGUUCCUACCCGAGGAACCUAUACCCAGCAACACUAUUAGCGCAGCCUCCGAGGCAUUCCUACUAACACCAUACCUCGAGAAAUUACAAGCCAUCUCACGCGAGCAAAAGGGCCUCAUCCAAGAAAAAUCACACAUCAACGCCUCCCUCACCAAACAACAACAAGACCUCAACAAAAUCCUAGACCACCUGGUCGAGGAAAGCCACUUACUACCCAAGUACCCAUUCAAACGGUCCGAGAAGCCGCGGCAAAGCUUCGGCUCCGUCACGAAGGGUGUCAGCAAGGCCAACGUGACAGACCAGAUCGAGCCCUGGAUUUCCGCAGCACACUCAGCACAGAUCGCCACUCUCGAGGCCGUCUUCGAGAAAGUCGAGGAGGGCCAAGUAGCGGCUGAAGACGCCAUGCAGGCUUUGGACGAAGUCCGCAAACUGCUUAAUAAGGAAGAGGCAGCGCCGGAACAGUCUCGUGGAGAUGAGGAUGGUGGUGCUGGGAGUGAUAUGUGGAUAGGAGAGGACGAGGGGAGCAGCGCAACGCGUGUUAGGAAGAAUAGGGAGAAGAAGGCAGAGAAGCCGAAGGGACAGAGCAUUUACGCGAAACUGGAUGGGAAUCUUGGGCUGAUAAAUGAGUAAAGGGCAUGGUCAUUUCACCACAGCUAAGAUCUAUCCGGGC
Daldinia loculata is the source of this 1822-nucleotide messenger RNA. RefSeq lists its product as uncharacterized. The coding region runs from base 202 to 1782 and encodes 526 amino acids. The record is from RefSeq and is a predicted model, not a curated record. Lineage: Eukaryota; Fungi; Ascomycota; Sordariomycetes; Xylariales; Hypoxylaceae. The transcript is spliced from 2 exons.